UGCCCAGCCUCAGAGGGGAGGGAAACUGGGGGGCCGGCGCCUCCGCCGGUGAUAGGGAAAACGUUACCGGUCAUUGGCUUCUGUUUGUUUGUCCACUCUGUGCUGUGCGGCCCGCCUCUGUCCGUCUGUCUGUCUGUCCACGCGUCUUUUGAUGGACACACGCCCAUGUCACUCUCCUCUGUGGGAUUUCUCUCAGAUUGCGUGAUCUUUUGCAAGCGGCAGGUGCCGGGGGCGCCAGUGGCCCCGGAGUGCAUCCAACGGAGGACAGAUCCCGGUUUUUCGUAGUUUCCCCCUUUCUGAGUGGCUCGGGGGGGCUUACGCCCCGAGCAGUGUCUUGCUGAGGAGGAACUGCUCCGAGGGUCGGGUCGCGGAGUCCAGCCGACGAGGAGCCGGCUCACACUGUGCACUAGUGGGCGUGCGCCUGGCAACAGGUCAGCGCCCCGCUGCUCGGGCCUCAGCACGGUCUUCCUUCUGGUUUCCUCCUCCGCCUCCCGCUGCCUCCCCACUCGCGCACUCCCCGACAGGUCUAGGCACCCACCAUCGCGCUGGCGCGGGACCGAGCCGAGGCAAUUGAAUGUUAGAUGACACGAGAGCCCUUGCUGAUGCUUAGGCUGAGAUCCCAAACCUGGCAUCGCUGGAAGAGGUUUCGGUGGUCCCUGACAAGGGACAUCAGCUCCAAGAUAGGUCAAAUUAGGUUAGGAUGAAAGGCAGGGACCUGGUGGAGCGCAGGCCAGGGCCGUGGCCAGGUCUCCAGUUCUCCGCUCUGGGAACCAGGGCCAGAGACAUUCUGCAAUGGAUCCGGCGGGACGCAUGUGCUCUGGAGAAAGGAGCUCAGUGCGCCGAAGUCCUCCGCCACAGACUCGCUGUCAGCACUGUCGGAGACCGCCGCCGUUCCCCAGGGGUCCAACACUACGGACGUCCCAGGCGCGCCGCCAGCAGCCGGGUUUGAGGUCCUGAGCCCUGCUCCGUGCAGCCAACGCUGCCCACAGGGACUCCAUCUCCACUUUAUAUUCACAUUUGAGAGCUUGUUGUUGGAAUUGAUGAAAGUGCUGGAGUUGGUCACAAUGCUGAAAAAAAAUCUUAUUCAAAGACAAAUGGAAGAAUUUUUGUGUGAAACAAAUCGGGCGUCUGUUUUUCCCACCCGUACCAGUUGGAGGAAAGAUAAAUAGAUCAGAAGUCAUCUUAGCUCCCUCCACCUGAAAGGAGUGGAGCUGAAGGAUGCAGACCACAGAUACUGGGCGUCUUUCUAUGACUUUCAUCUACCCGUGAUAUGAAUGGAGCAGGAAGACAUGGGCUGGGGGUGACCUUGAAGUCCCAGCUCUCUUCUCUGGACUCCCACGCAGUUCCAGUUUCCAGCACACACAACUUUCUGGUGACACACCCUGGACCCCAGGGCAGCUGUAGCCCCGGGGCGACCUGAAGGAAGAGCAAAGACCCCGGACCGGGGUGCAGGAUGGCAGCGAGGAGAGGCAGAGACAGACGGUGGCAGGCAACGCCUCUUGUCCCUGCUUUUGCCCCUCCCUCCGCGAGUUCCUGGGAGGCCUGGCAAACACAGCCCAGAGCCGCAGCUGGACGGGGAAUGCUGAGCUUCUGGAAAACUUUAACCUGUUACUGUGAAGCCUUGUGGAGCACCCGGCGUGCCAGCCUUCCCCCAAAGCGUGUCCAUAUUCUUCCACCGCCGAAUCCUUCCAUUGCAUCCUUUAAGGAGGAGGGCAGCUCAGGACCAUCGGGACCUAGCAAGGGCAGUGUCCAGCCAGCCUCCAGCCAACAGCUUCCUGUGGAAACUUCUAGCAUUGUUAGCCAACAUGCUCUCUUCCCAGGCCUUCAACAGCUGGGAACCGUUUCAAGACCAUAUCUUGCCAGCUAGAGAAGCCGGACCCCAACUCCCAUUGCCAGAGAGCUUUCAGUGGCCAACUGAGAAAGCUGUCCUCCCUCGGUGAAGAACUCCCAAGUGAAAUUUAAGAGCCUUUUGGAUUCACGUCAACAGUGUUUCUCGAGGUUUCUGUACUCGGGCCCUGGAAGCCAUUCAUGGGCAGGAAAGCACGGAGGACCGCCCCCAGCCAUGUGGGGCCACCUCGUGGGCAGGGGGCUCUCUGCCUCGCGUGGCUCAGACGUGUCUAGCGCUGAGACCCAGCAGGAGGUCUCUGUGAUGUCAGGGAAGAGAGGUUUUGAGCAUUAUCCUUCCACGUGGAAUUGUUUUCACAUCCAUCCAGAGAGUGACUUUUUUUUUCUGUCUCUGAAAUGACCUAGGAAAUCAUCAGGAGAUGUCAGAGCCACGAAGUCCCUGUACCCCAGCCUCCUACCGUGCACAAGGGAAGUCUGAGGCCCAAAGAAGGAAAUGCCGGAUGAGGGUCACCCGGUAGUUAGGGCGGGAGGGGUGCCUGCACCCAGAUCACCUCCCAUCCCCUGGCCCCUCCAAGCCUGGUGCCUGCCACCUUCCUUUGCCAGCUCACAGCCCAAAGUCCAGGUUCCCUCCAGAGGAGCCCCAGGAUGAUUUGGGGCUUCUGAGUAGCAAAAAGCAAACUACCUUUGGCUUUUCUAAACAGAUGGAGACUUGAGAGCUGGGCUCUGGCUUUCCCUAAGGACCACAGAACUCUCCUGUCUCCGGCGUCCCCUCCUUUCUAUUGCAAAGAGCAUGAGAGCAGACAUUCCUCUUCUGGGGGCCCUGGGAAAGGCACCAUUCCCAGAUGCUGUGACGCGUGACUUCGGUGACCCUGCAGAGGCGACUAGAAUGGGUCCCGUUGUUCUCUGCCAAUCAGGCCUGGGCCAGGCAGGGUGCCCGCCAAGAGGACACCGCAGACAUUGAUGCUGAGAGGACCGUCUCCGCCCCCGCCCCCGCCUCCCCGGCGCACCUGUGCGGGAGGGCCCAGGCUCAGGGCCAGUGUGCUCUGUUUCGGACCCUCUUGCCUGCCCCCACUCACUGAGCUCACACAAAGCACUUCACCUGGAGCUGAAAGGUCAGGGAUGAUCAGAUUUGUGCCCGAGCUCACUCAAAGGGAGGAGCCUGUAUGGGGGAGUAUUCUGCCAGGAUGGGAGCGGCUCACAGGCUGAAUGUCUCUUUCAAGGCGAUGCUGACAGUCGGCUGGUUCAUCCUGGCCCACUUCCCUGGUGCUAUAUCCACAGUGGCCCCUGAGUGCCCUGAUCAGUGGCCUGAGCUGCAGCCCUGGAGCCCUGGACAUGAUCCGGACCACUAUGUGUACAUUGGCCAGGGCAGAGCACUGCUGCUCACCUCUUCUGCCACCAUCCACUCCAUCCGCAUCUCAGAGGGAGGUAAGCCAGCAUUCCCCAACCCCACCCCCGAUCUCCACGUUCAGAGCCUAGCAGGAUGCCUGCUCACUGAAUGCAGUGCAUGCAGCCAUGGCAGUAAGCCAAGCAGGCACUAUUUACACAUCGAUUUCUGCUUGGCCUGUUGGGCUCGUUUUGCUCUGGCUUGGGAAGAUCUUGGUUGCUUGUGCUAUUUCUACCGACCUUGCACAGUCACCAAGUGUGCCUGGCUCCACGGGGACCACAUGGGAGUCAGGGAGCAGUGCAGCCCCCUCUGGGUUCAGCAUCCGACAGAGAGAGGUGUCGACCGACUGUGGAGAGCUGUUUUCUCUUGUAGGGCCGACGAAGGUGUUCAGCCGGACCCUUACUUUGGCCUCAAGUACAUUGGCGUCGACAGAGGAGGUACCCUGGAGCUGCAUGGACAGAAGAAGCUCUCUUGGACAUUUCUGAACAAGACUCUUCACCCGGGUGGCAUGGAGGAGGGAGGCUAUUUUUUUGAAAGGAGCUGGGGUCACCGUGGAGUCAUUGUUCAUGUCAUCGACCCCAAAUCAGGGACAGUCAUCCAUUCUGACCGGUUUGACACCUAUAGAUCCAAGAAAGAGAGUGAACGUCUGGUCCAGUAUUUGAAUGCGGUGCCCGAGGGCAGGAUCCUGUCUGUGGCCGUGAAUGAUGAGGGCUCUCGAAACCUGGAUGACAUGGCCAGGAAGGCGAUGACCAAACUGGGCAGCAAACACUUCCUACACCUUGGAUUUAGACACCCUUGGAGUUUCAUCACCGUGAAAGGGAAUCCCUCGUCUUCCGUUGAAGACCACAUUGAAUAUCACGGACACCGUGGCUCCGCUGCUGCCCGGGUGUUCAAGCUCUUCCAGACAGAGCAUGGCGAGCAUUUCAAUGUCUCUUCAUCCAGCGAGUGGGUUCAAGAUGUGGAGUGGACAGAAUGGUUUGAACAUGACAAAGUGUCUUACACUAAAGGUGGGGAGAAAAUUUCAGACCUCCGAGCGGCUUACCCAGGAAAAAUCUGCAAUCGCCCCAUUGAUAUACAGGCCACUACAGCAGAUGGAGUUAACCUCACCACUGAGGCUGUCUACAAAAAAGGCCAGGAUUAUAGGUUUGUGUGCUACGACCAGGGCCGAGCCUGCCAGAGCUACCGUGUGCGGUUCCUCUGUGGGAAACCUGUGAGGCCCAAGCUCACCAUCACCAUCGACACCAAUGUGAACAGCACCAUCCUGAAUCUGGAAGACAAUGUACAAUCAUGGAAGCCUGGAGACACCCUGGUUAUUGCAAGUACUGAUUACUCCAUGUACCAAGCAGAAGAGUUCCAGGUGCUUCCCUGCAAAGCCUGUGCCUCCAACCAGGUCAAAGUAGCAGGGAAACCAAUGUACCUGCACAUCGGGGAGGAGAUAGAUGGUGUGGACAUGCGGGCCGAGGUUGGGCUCCUGAGCCGGAACAUUGUGGUGAUGGGGGAGAUGGAGGAUGAGUGCUACCCGUACAGCACCCACAUCUGCAGCUUCUUUGACUUCGACACCUUUGGGGGCCACAUCAAGUUUGCACUGGGGUUUAAGGCUGCACACUUGGAGGGCGUGGAGCUGAAGCACAUGGGCCAGCAGCUGGUGGGUCAGUACCCAAUUCACUUCCACCUGGCGGGUGACGUGGAUGAGAAGGGAGGCUACAACCCACCCACGUAUGUCAGGGACCUCUCCAUCCACCACACGUUCUCUCGCUGCGUCACUGUCCACGGCUCCAAUGGCUUGUUGGUCAAGGACGUUGUGGGCUAUAACUCUUUGGGCCACUGCUUCUUCACGGAAGACGGGCCAGAGGAACGCAACACCUUUGACCACUGCCUCGGCCUCCUUGUCAAGUCUGGAACCCUCCUUCCCUCCGACCGUGACAGCAAGAUGUGCAAGAUGAUCACGGAAGACUCCUACCCGGGGUACAUCCCCAAGCCCAGGCAGGACUGCAAUGCUGUGUCCACCUUCUGGAUGGCCAAUCCCAACAACAACCUCGUGAACUGUGCUGCUGCGGGGUCCGAGGAAACUGGGUUUUGGUUCAUCUUUCACCACGUACCGACGGGCCCCUCGGCCGGAAUGUACUCCCCAGGGUACUCGGAGCACAUCCCGCUGGGAAAAUUCCACAACAACCGCGCACACUCCAACUACCGGGCUGGCAUGAUCAUAGACAAUGGAGUCAAAACUACUGAGGCCUCUGCCAAGGACAAGAGGCCCUUCCUCUCUAUCAUCUCUGCCAGGUACAGCCCUCAUCAGGAUGCUGACCCGCUGAAGCCCCGGGAGCCGGCCAUCAUCAAGCACUUCACCGCCUACAAGAACCAGGACCACGGGGCCUGGCUGCGCGGCGGGGACGUGUGGCUGGACAGCUGCAGGUUUGCUGACAAUGGCAUCGGCCUGACCCUGGCCAGUGGUGGCACCUUCCCGUAUGAUGAUGGCUCCAAGCAGGAGAUCAAGAACAGCUUGUUUGUUGGCGAGAGUGGCAACGUGGGGACGGAGAUGAUGGACAACAGGAUCUGGGGCCCGGGUGGCUUGGACCACAGCGGAAGGACCCUCCCUAUAGGCCAGAAUUUUCCGAUCCGAGGAAUUCAGUUCUACGAUGGCCCCAUCAACAUCCAGAACUGCACUUUCCGCAAGUUUGCAGCCCUGGAGGGCCGGCACACCAGCGCCCUGGCCUUCCGUCUGAACAACGCCUGGCAGAGCUGCCCGCAUAACAACGUGACCAACAUUGCCUUUGAGGACGUCCCGAUUACUUCCAGAGUGUUCUUCGGAGAGCCUGGGCCCUGGUUCAACCAGCUGGACAUGGAUGGGGAUAAGACAUCAGUGUUCCAUGAUGUCGAUGGCUCGGUGUCCGAGUACCCGGGGUCCUACCUCACCAAGGACGAUAACUGGCUGGUCCGGCACCCAGACUGCAUCGACGUUCCCGACUGGAGAGGCGCCAUCUGCAGCGGGCGCUACGCACAGAUGUAUAUUCAGGCCUACAAGACCAGUAAUCUGCGAAUGAAGAUCAUCAAGAAUGACUUCCCUAGCCACCCUCUCUACCUGGAGGGGGCCCUGGCCAGGAGCACCCACUACCAGCAGUACCAGCCAGUCAUCACCCUGCAGAAGGGCUACACCAUCCACUGGGACCAGACGGCCCCCGCCGAGCUCAUCAUCUGGCUCAUAAACUUCAACAAGGGCGACUGGAUCCGAGUGGGGUUCUGCUACCCGCAAGGCACCACCUUUUCCAUCCUCUCCGAUGUUCACAAUCGCCUGCUGAAGCAAACGUCCAAGACGGGCAUCUUCGUGAGGACCUCGCAGAUGGACAAAACGGAGCAGAGCUAUCCCGGCAGGAGCCACUACUACUGGGAUGAGGACUCAGGGCUGCUGUUCCUGAAGCUGAAAGCUCAGAAUGAGAGAGAGAAGUUUGCCUUCUGCUCUGUGAAAGGCUGUGAGAGAAUAAAGAUUAAAGCUCUCAUCCCAAAGAACGCGGGCAUCAGCGACUGCACGGCCACGGCCUACCCCAAGUUCACGGAGAGGGCCGUCGUGGACGUGCCGAUGCCCAGGAAGCUCCUCGGCGCUCAGCUGAAGACAAAGGACCGCUUCUUGGAGGUGAAGAUGGAAAGUUCCAAGCAGCGUUUCUUCCACCUGCUGAACGACUUUGCUUACAUUGAAGUGGACGGGAAGAGGUACCCCAGUGCGGAAGAUGGCAUCCAGGUGGUGGUGAUUGACGGGAGGCAAGGGCACGUGGUGAGCCACGCAAGCUUCAGGAAUGCCAUCCUGCAGGGCAUCCCGUGGCAGCUCUUCAAUUACGUGGCGGCCAUCCCCGACAAUUCCAUAGUCCUCAUGGCAUCAAAGGGAAGAUAUGUCUCCAGAGGCCCGUGGACCAGAGUGCUGGAAAAGCUCGGGGCAGACAAGGGGCUCAAGUUGAAAGAGAAAAUGGCAUUCGUCGGCUUCAAAGGCAGCUUCCGGCCCAUCUGGGUGACUCUGGACACCGAGGACCACAAUGCCAAAAUCUUCCAAGUCGUGCCCAUCCCCGUGGUGAGGAAGAAGAAGCUGUGAGGACCGCCGUUCCCCGGAGCCACCCCACAGUGGGCUCUGAUGGGGGACUCUUGGCAGCAGACCAGGGCAGCACGGCUGGUUCCCCCAGCCCCUGUCCAGCAGCUGCCUGGGAAGGCCAUGCGUCAGCCCUGGUGGCCCAAGGGAAGGACAUCAGAGACCCCUGGUGCUGCCAGCUGCCCCCUCAAGUGUCUGCCUGCAGCCCCAGGACAGUGUCGGCUGAUGCUGGAACCUUCUCUUUCCCGCAGCCUCUUGGGUGCUUUUCUCUGACCUGUGCCUCUUCGGGGGAGGAGGGGGCGUGGGGACCACACGAGGAGCCCUGGGCUAUGCCAGCAGCAAAGGUCCCCCUCAGCUCGGAGGCAGCCUGGGGCCUGGGCCGUCCACAGACCCCCGUGCUCCCCAGCACGCACGCUAGAGUGGUAGAUGUAGGGAAGAGUCCUGGUCUAGGGAGACCUUCACUCCUCCGCGGGCGGCGCUGGCGUGUAGCCAGAACUCGCCAGGGUAGGACCAGCCACCCUUGGGGAAGGGUGAGCCUGCCUCCGGAGGGGUUCAACCUUUCGGGAGACUUUGGGACCCAGGCUGGGAGUUGGACUAGGUGGCUUUUAAAGGCCUUUUCAGUUCUGAGAUGCCAGAAGUCUCUGGCUUUUCACAGUGUGCCUAGAACCCAGCAGGAGGUGAGAACAUUCUUUUUAACCACAUCCAUGAUGCUGGAUGCCCUGGCAUACAGGGUGGAAGGGCGCGAAGUCAUGACUAGGGCAAGGGGCUCACAGUCUGGCGGGACAGGCGGUCAGGGGUUUGUGCCCUCUGCUGCCAGGUGGAGAAAGCCAAGACAGGUAAACUGGAAUCCAGUGUCAGUUCCCAGGAGGGAAAGACCUUCCACGCUCGGGUGGGUCCGAAAGCUUCCUGCGGGGGGAGGCCACGGGGCUUUGCAGGAAUGAAGGGCAGGGGCCUUUGGACGGGCAGGGAUGAGGCAGCCUCUGGCAGGGCUCAGGGGUUGAGCCCUUCCUGCCCGCAUCAGGCCGCAGCAGGGUGACUGCAAGGUCACUCUUUGCCCUCAACCUGCUGGCCCACCCAUCGUGGCGAGGCCGGCCUCAGAAGGGAGGGGCGGGGAGUGCUGAGCCCCACCCCCGAGUCCAGGAGAGGGAAGAGUCAGGUUGAGAAAGGUGAGCCCCGUCUGCUCUCCCCCCAGGGCCCCGGGAGCCGUGGGGGAGCCCUGAGGCCACGCCCACAGCUCUGUGAGUCUGGGGCUUCAGGGCUGGAAAGGACCUUAGGAAAUACCUAGUCCAAAGCCUUCACUUUAUAGAUGGGACGCAUGAGACUCCAAGAUGGGGAAGAACCACACGGCCAGGGCAGGGCCGGGCCGGGAGCCCCCCUCCCAGCACUUGCUGCCACACCACAUUGCCUCAACAGCCGGCCCCGGGCACUCCUGAAGGAGCUCCCCGGCAUGGGGACGAGUCCCCUUGAAGGGGGAAAAAGGAAAGAUCAGAGUAGAAAGAGAAUUGGCGAAUGACUGUUUCUCUCUUGGCCCUCGGCGUGCACAAGGGCGCCCUCCUCUGGGCUGCGGUGGUCCUGCAGCCGCCCCGCAGGGCGCCCAGCAGCUGCAGGGACCUCACUGGUGCUACCUGUCUCCGCAGUUCUGCAGAAGCGCCCCGCAGGCAGCGUCGGGGCGCCCUAGCACGUUGGGGCGAGCCAGCUCGGCGGCUCUCCAGGCUCGGAAGAGCUUUGGGUCCAUCCCAGCCUCCCAGCUACUGUCUAAUAAUCUGCUCUCUCUUGCCCACCUUGGAGAGAGCCGAGAGAGCUUCCGGAAGCUCUGUCUGUGGUUUAUACUCUCUCAUGAGGUACCAGGCUCGCUCUGGGUCUCAUGAUGACUACAGGUGUCCCCUUUCCUCCCUUGGCCCCGUCUGCCCGGCUGCACCCAUGAGAUUCAGCCCACGGGUCUGCUCCCCAGGUUGAGCCAACUGCCAGAGAGGUUCCUCCCACUACACGUCUUUCAGCUGCUAGGAGGGGACUGUGGGACUCCGCCUCUUGAAACGUGGCAGCUUCAAAGGCCCAAGUCCCCGGAAAGGCCUCUUCCAGGCAGAUCCGAGGCCAGAGGGAGCAGAGUUCAGAUGACCUCAUGAUCUUCGUAUUUAUAGUUCUGUUGAGUUUUUUCUAAACUCCUAAUGCAAGGGUCUCACACUGUGAACCACUUAGGAAGCGAUCACUUCAGAUGGCCAGGAAUGUUGACUGUCUUUGGUUCAGUUUGUUGAAAAAAAAUACGUAUCUAUUUGAAAAUCCUCAGAGUUGUACAUAUGUCUAACAGUGCAGGAUCCGUGCACAAACUUUCCUUCCUGAAGCAUUCACCAAGAGCCAAUAUCCAGGCGUGCUCUUGGUAGCACAAAUUUUCUUAUUGCUUAGAAGACUGUUCUUGUUCUUUCUGUUUGAAAGCAUCGAAAUGAGAUAGGCCUUUAAAAAAAAAAAACACUCCUCUGAAAUGCUUGUCUUUUUUUCCCCUGUUGCCGAAAUAGCUGGUCCUUUUUCGGGAAUUAGAUGUAUAGUGUGUUUUGUAUGUAAACAUUUCUUGUAGGCGUCACCGUGAACAAAGAUAUAUUUUCUAUUUAUUUAUUCUAUAUGCACUUCGAGACGUCAUUGUCAGAGAAAUGAAGAAGUGUCUUAAAUGUCAUGUUUGGGGAUGUCCUUUGGACCGCUUGAAGGGGGUGUACCCAGAGCCUUCUGCUUGCAGCAGAGGACACUGGCUCUGGUCUGGAGAUCUUGCUGUACCAUAGUAAACAUACGAAGGAUGCCACGCG
Molecule: messenger RNA, 10093 nt
Organism: Vicugna pacos (alpaca)
Lineage: Eukaryota; Metazoa; Chordata; Mammalia; Artiodactyla; Camelidae
Source: RefSeq, a predicted model, not a curated record